Pecten maximus is the source of this 1890-nucleotide messenger RNA. RefSeq lists its product as uncharacterized. Bases 53 to 1795 code for a protein of 580 amino acids. The transcript has 9 exons. The record is from RefSeq and is a predicted model, not a curated record. NCBI's taxonomy places the organism in Eukaryota, Metazoa, Mollusca, Bivalvia, Pectinida, Pectinidae.
CAUUUACACGUGCUAAUCCUGUCUCGGAAAGCACGAGCUCAGGUCUGAACCAAUGAAAUCAAGGCUUUGUUUUGUGGCUAUAAAGUCGUGUCUACGUGUAGAUCAAAUCGUCGGAGGGACGUCUGUUCAGGAGUGGGAAUUGGCCAAGAUGAAAUUCACGACUGUUUUGAUUCUUUUAGGGACGGCAGCAUUUGCCUAUGGGACAAAACGAAACGCACGGCCAUUCCUUUCACAGCUGUUAGGUUCGUUGCAGCUCCACAAACGCACACCGCAGGGUAACGAAGCAGGACCUCGCCCAUACAGCACCCCGGAAUCGGAGACGAAUGCCCAUGAGGCGAGAUAUGCUUCAUCCCAAGGUCAGAACGGCAACGCUAAACCCACCGGAAAACCUUAUCCCUCUGGUAAACCCUUUACUGGUAGACCUGUCACCGGCAAGCCCUUUACAGGCGGGCCCUAUACCGACAGGCCCUUUACAGGCGGGCCCUUUACAGACGGGCCCUUUACAGGUGGGCCCUAUACCGACAGGCCCUUUACAGGCGGGCCCUAUACCGAUGAGCCGUUUACUGGAGGACCCUUUACCAAUGAGCCGUUCACAAAUGUUCCAGAAACGCAAAAUGAAAGAGAACUCUCACAGAUUCUACAUCGCCUUCGUAAAAUACUGGAUCAACAGAGCAAAUCAUUUACUACUAACAAUGUACUGUCGACCACUCCAACAACUAAACCUGACGAUGACGAUGAUAACAAGGAUGACGAUGAUAACGAUGACAAGGAUCACAUCAGGGACCUGAUGGAGUGCUGGUUGAGCGAUAUAAUGGGAGAUGUCUUUAAAGGAUUCCCGAGUGGCCCGAUCAGAAAAAACCUGACGAUUGAUGGAGCUGACGUCCACUACAUCCUGUCGAGGGCGAUUCGACAGUUUCAACUUUCGGAUGGCGAGAUGGACCAAGUCCUUAAGAGUAUGGUCAGAGGUUUGGUUAAAACUGUUAUACUGCCUCACGGUACAUGCCCAGCUACCAAGUUUCACCAAGUUAUCGUAUGGGCAAUGAAAUCAUUAUUAAAGUACCACCUUUCCAACGACACUGGAAGUUUGAAGGAACAGUUCAAGGCCGUGCUCACGACCUUCAACUUUGACCCAAAUAAUAGAGACACAGUUGCGACUUACAUGGUUUCGGAACUGCAUCAUCACCUACUUAGAGAGGCCAUCCGCUUUUUAAAAUUUCAACUCUUUAGUGAUUUCCUCGAUCCCAUUGAAUACAUCGUUGAGGAGAUGGUACCAAUGUUUGAAGCCCCGCGGAGUAAUUCCCACAUAGAUGCUUUGCUUCGUAAAGUUGGAGAGAAAUUCCCCUGGUUACGGACUUGCAUCACUCCGAGGAGACUGGCCGAAAUGCAUCUCGAUAUGGUCAACGAAAUCAAUGUGUUUGUAAAAAACGAAGAAAUUGGCAAAUUCCUGGAUAGAGCAAAAGCCACUUUGAAGGAGGAGUUCCUUUUGUCUACCGGAAGUGAACAGAUAUCGUUAGUACAGCAGCUCGUCCUCACCCUGGAGACACACAUCUGGUCAUUUGUUAACGGGUCUAACGACUACGUCGAGGUAUUACUAACUAGUGACGCCAGCCGACUGACAACCGCACUAGCCCCUUUGAUGAGUUCAUCACAGCAAGCCUACGUCCAACGGAUCCUCACAAAACUGAGCCCACUGAACAUCCGAACUUCUCCGGCACCUGUGACCAAGACAUCGACUGUAAACAGUGUGAACACCAUCCCGUCACCAACGGCUAACGUACAGAGACGACACGGAUAGCGUGAAGGACUGGGAGACGACAGACGAGAAACACUGUUGAUUGUUAUCCUCUUUGUUGUAUUGUUUGUUGAUUAAAAUGUUAAUGAUUGUUUUAA